GCCCUACUCUGAUUCGAUCUACGCGUAAACUGUUCCCGGCAGGUUUCCCCUGCCCCUAAAUAAAUCCUAGAGACUGCACUGAAGGUUCGUUAUGGGUAUCGCUAAAUUGCAUCAGGAGGAAUUGGUGUGGUUGGUUGGUAACGCGAGUACUGCAUUGCACGGUAUGCUGGGUUUACGGUGGUUCGGACAGAGCUGUUUUUGCAGAAUUAUUUAGGUAUAUCGUGGCGAUUAAUCUGAACUCUUUAGAUCUUGCAUACGGAGAAAAUAAGCUACAGAUCUUGUACACUGAGAAAGCUAUAGUGGUAUGGAAAUGCUGACACACCUGCUGCUCCGAAGCCAGAACUUAUGUUCUGCUUAAGUGCUGAAUCACAGAACACAUACUUUUCUGUCUUAUUAUUCUUAUAUCACUAUAAGCUUCUCAUUGGAAGCAACUGACUUUUCAGCUUCUUUCCUAAUUUGACUUUGUUAGAACAACUGAUAAGUAAGAAAUGACUUCAGUAUUUUUUGCAUUGUCGAUAUUGACAGCUUGCUUGAAGCUCGUUAGUCCCAAAAGUUUGGCAAAUUUGGUCUUUCCCGAAGGCACAAAACAUGACUUCGUGGUUAAGAGGAUCACAUACAAAUCUGAUGAUGACGACUACGACACAUUCCACUCUGAGGCGAACUCUACUUAUUUACUGCAGCAUGCGGAAGCGACAAGGUUUAAUUUGUUUACAGGAUUUCAGACACCUGCUGAAAGAGAAGAUAGCUUCAAGGUGAAUGAGACUGUUAAUGUGCAUUGUGGUUUCUACAGCGACAAUGGUGGCUUCAAAAUUUCUGAAGAGGAUAAAAGAUACAUGAGAACCUGUAAAGUUGUUGUGUCUACCUGCGCAUUUGGUGGUGGCGAUGAUCUAUAUCAACCUAUUGGAAUGGCCAAUUCUUCUUUUGACAGGCAGGUUUGCUACACAGCCUUUUGGGAUGAGGUGACCCUAUCAACUCAGGAAGCUGAGGGAAAGGUAAUUGGUGACAAUGGCAUGAUAGGAAGGUGGCGCAUCGUUGUUGUCAAGAGCCUCCCUUUUGUGGAUCAACGAUUAAAUGGGAAGAUCCCAAAGAUGUUGACUCAUCGCCUUUUCCCGGAGGCAAGGUACUCUAUAUGGGUGGACUCAAAAUACCAAUUUCGAAGGGAUCCGAUAGCAGUGCUUGAAGCUCUUCUUUGGAGGACAAAUUCUACCUUUGCUAUCUCCGAACAUGGAGCGCGGAGUAACAUUUAUGAUGAGGGGAAAGCUAUUGUUCAAAAGCACAAGGCUACUCCUGAAGAAGUAGAGGUGCAAUUGACCCAAUAUCAUCAAGAUGGUAUGCCAGGCGUAAAAAGAUUAUAUGGAUUGAAAGCUCUAGCUGAAGCCUCUAUUAUUGUGAGGGAGCUCACACCUGCACCGAACCAUUUCAUGUGUGCUUGGUUCAAUGAAGUGGUUCGCUUCACAUCUCGGGAUCAGCUCAGUUUCCCAUAUGUUCUGUGGCGAAUGAACAUGCCUGGAAUGAGCAUGUUUCCUGUAUGCUCUCGCAGGGACCUUGUGAACAGUUUGGGUCACACAAGGAAAGUAAAACCUCUUACACAGACGAAACCAGAGUCUUCUGCCUCGUGAUCAUUUCGCCCAACUUGUUUGCUUAUAGUCAACUAACCAUUGAUUCAUACAGGUUCUAAUGGCCGACAUCUCUUGGUUCACAAUUUUGUUGUAUAUUAUUAUAGUACCUUUCCAUUCUUCCUCUAAUGGAAUCAUGGAUUUGCUUGUACACGGACAUGAACCUGAAAUACCAUCACACACUCUUACCUGUAAAAUAUCGUUCCAUUUGGUAUUGGAAAGAAUGAACAGUUAGUGUAGCAUGUUAAGAUAAUCUCCCUUGUCUUUUGUGCUCUUGGAAAAUGGAGUAUACACGAGGCAUUUAAUUCAGAUUCCAGCAUUUGUCUUUUAAA
Molecule: messenger RNA, 1948 nt
Organism: Panicum virgatum (switchgrass)
Lineage: Eukaryota; Viridiplantae; Streptophyta; Magnoliopsida; Poales; Poaceae
Product: probable hexosyltransferase MUCI70
Exons: 5
Coding region: 489-1619 (376 amino acids)
Source: RefSeq, a predicted model, not a curated record